CUCUCAAGGUUGCUCGGCACAGACCUGGUCGCCCACGCCGCCUUGCAAGGUUGCUCGACAGGGACUUGGUCGCCCGCUCUGCCUCGCAGGAUUGCUCGGCGGGGACUUGGUUGCCCGCUCCGCCUCAUAAGAUUGCUCGAUAGGGACUUGACUGCUUUCGAAAAGUCUUCUUGGGCUUUGUUCUGGCACCCCGUUCCUGGGUGUCCAACAGGAACCCUUGUUGUUGCGUGAUCUGAGGUUCCUCCAUCCUGUCAUCAACGUGACAAUGACGACGGGAAGAGCAGUGUCUCCGAAACCUGGCUCCGUGGAAGGACCUGUGCAGGUUGGUGCAAAUCAGGUUUUCAGACAACGAUUAUGUGACUGCUCGAUGAGUUGAUCUGCAAUGUGACGUCUACAAACUUCAAUGACUCCGCAAACUCAGCUUCGACCGGCCUAGAGCGAUCCCCAGCAUGAUUAAUACUAAGUUUAUCGCUCUUGUUUCUUUUAGAUACGUUCAAGAUGGAUGUAAUCUACUACGUGGAUGUUUUUUAUUUGUUAUGUGUAGCUUAUCCAUUGUUUAUGUAGUAAUUGUUUUAGGAAUUAAUUAAUCUUAAAAGUGCAUAAUUAUCUAAUAUAUUUAACUAUGAGUGCUCAACUAGAGAUCAUGCAGAGUUGCUCUAAGUCUUAGCUCUAGUGACAAACACAUUAAAUCAGGUCAACUUCUUGCUGGCUUUCCCAUCUCUUCUCCCCUUUGGCCAAUGUCCAUGAAUUAAUCCUUCCAUCCUUUUUCUAUGCUUAGGUCUUCGUUAGCCAGCCUAUAAUCAAACUUGUUUACACCUCCCAACAAGCUAUGGCGUCGCCGAGUUCGAGAUGAGAUCGAUCCUGCUGCGUGGAAUUUGACCCUGGUAGUGAGAUCGCCCAGUGACCCAUAGUCUCUGCAUAUAGCCUGCACUUGACCACUGGUCCACUGCCCCCCCACACGCCACGCCAUUCCUCAUUUCACACCACCGGCAGCCGGGAACCAUGGCAGCGGCUACGGCGCACCUCCUAGCCUUCCUAUCGGUUCUCACGACGAUGGCUGCCCUCUCUUCGGUGGCUGCCGGUGGUCGCAUGACGGACCAGCUCGACAUACUCUGGGGCCCAACACAGCUUCUAAACGGAAGCAACGGCGGCGACGACCAGACCAUCGGGCUGUCGCUGGACCGCGUCAUGGGGUCGGGUUUCCGGUCCAAGACCUCCUAUCUGUUUGCCAGGAUCGACAUCGACAUCAAGCUCGUCCCGGGGAACUCCGCCGGCACCGUCACGACGGUUUACUUGAUGUCUGAACAGCAGUGGAAGACCCAUGACGAAAUCGACCUGGAGUUCCUGGGCAACCUCACCGGUCAGCCGUACACCCUGCACACCAACAUCUUCGCCAAUGGCUCUGGUGGCAGGGAGGUGCAGUACCGGCUCUGGUUCGACCCUACCCUAGACUUCCACACCUAUUCCAUCAUCUGGAGUUCAGACGAGAUCCUGAUCCUGGUCGACAACAAGGCGAUCCGGCGGUUCAGGAACCACUGGGACGUCGGCAUCCCCUUCCCGGUGUACCAGCCGAUGAGGCUGAACGGCGUCCUCUGGGACGCCGACGACUGGGCGACGCAGGGCGGGCGCGUCAAGACGGACUGGUCCCAGGCGCCCUUCACCGCCUACUUCCGGAACUACCGCGCCAACGGUUGCGAGCCGAGCGGGUCCGCGUGGGUGUGCGGCCAGGGCCCAGCGCCCGGCGGCGGCGACUGGCUUGACGGCGGAGCAGCUGGGCUGGACGACAUGAAGCGGCAGGAGCAGCUGAAGGAGGCGGAGGAUAUGUACAUGAUCUACAACUACUGCACCGACUCAAAGAGGUUCCCCGGUGGCUUCCCCACGGAAUGUGGGUUGGCGUAGAGCGAGUACAAGUGAUGGUCAUCAGAUUAUUGUUUCAUUUUUUUUUUGCCUCUCUACUAGAGGAACGAGAACAAGAACAAUUAUGAAACCAUCUCUAGAUUGGUCAAAGAUGUCUAGCAUAUAUUCCAACUUCUACGUCCGUAGACGCAUGUGGCUGUUUUAAACUUGCUAGGAUCGUAGAUGAGAAAAAGAGAUAUAAAGUUUAUGGAGGAAAAAGAAACCAUGGAAAAAAAGAUUUAAUA
Zea mays is the source of this 2141-nucleotide messenger RNA. RefSeq names its product xyloglucan endotransglucosylase/hydrolase 2. The record is from RefSeq and is a predicted model, not a curated record. NCBI's taxonomy places the organism in Eukaryota, Viridiplantae, Streptophyta, Magnoliopsida, Poales, Poaceae. The transcript is spliced from 3 exons. Gene Ontology annotation, cellular component: cell wall; apoplast. Gene Ontology annotation, molecular function: xyloglucan:xyloglucosyl transferase activity; hydrolase activity, hydrolyzing O-glycosyl compounds. The coding region runs from base 1003 to 1899 and encodes 298 amino acids. Gene Ontology annotation, biological process: cell wall biogenesis; xyloglucan metabolic process.